This is a messenger RNA of Drosophila montana, 1541 nucleotides long. RefSeq names its product tenascin-like. NCBI's taxonomy places the organism in Eukaryota, Metazoa, Arthropoda, Insecta, Diptera, Drosophilidae. The transcript has 2 exons. Bases 229 to 1242 code for a protein of 337 amino acids. The record is from RefSeq and is a predicted model, not a curated record.
GACGGGCAGGCAGCUGGUGGUGUUGUCAUCAUAGCGAUAGCCCGCACGGCAGUGGCACUUGAAGCGGGACUCACAGAAGCCAUUCUCGCAGUUGCUGCAGGGGAUUUGGAAGAGGAAAUAAUCAGGCCAGGGAAACCCUGAUCGAGUUCCGCUCAGUUGUAACAGAAAACUUUAUGGUCAGUUGGUUAUUCUUAAAAGAAAAAACUUGUAUUAUUCGUAAUAUUAAAAAUGAGAUUCUGUAAUUAUUCGGGCUUACUACCUAGUACCUUGGUAUUGCUUGUUCUGGCUUGCGCCAUUUCUAAAACGACUGCUCAGGACUUGGAGAAACCCGAGACGGAACUUUUAAACAACUGCAUCGAAGGAUGUAGCCAAAACGAUUGUCAGAAUGGCGAAUGCAGUUGCAAGGAUGGAUUCUAUAGGAAACUAGGUAGCGAGACCUGCAUUGAGAAUAAGUGCAUUCCGCAAUGUUUGGAAAACCAAAAGUGUGUGACUGGCAGCUGCACUUGCGCAGAGGGCUUUGAAAAUUAUGGCGAGGGUGGUGCCAUCAAUUGUAGCAAGCCAGCUGAGAAUACGAAUAAUAACUGCCCCGAAGGUUGUGGCCUAAAUGGAGAUUGUUUGAAUAGUACAUGCAUUUGCAAGGAAGGAUUCUACAAGAAACUAGGUAGCGAGAACUGUGUGGAGAAUAAGUGCAUUCCACAGUGUUUGGAAAACCAAAACUGUUUAACUGGCAGCUGCACUUGUGCAGAGGGCUUUGAAAAUUAUGGCGUGGGUGGUGCCAUCAAUUGUAGCAAGCCGCUUGGGAGCACAGAAGUUAGGAAUGAAACUGUGGAAAUUAUAGCACCUGUAACCCACAGCACCACAACAACAACAACAUCAACGACACCAUCAACAACAACAUCAACAACACCAUCAACAACGACGUCAACAACGACAUCAACAACACCAUCAACAACUACAUCAACAACACCAUCAACAACGACAUCAACAACGACAUCAACAACUACAACACCACCUACAACUUCCACACAGAAUCCAACAACCACACAAAAACAAAAAGAAAUUACAACAUCUGUCAAACCAACCCCUAAACCCAAACCACAUCCAGUAAAAUCUGGCUUGAGUCCAUGGGCCAUUACGGGAAUUAUUAUUCUAGUGGCUUGCCUAGUAGGAUUUGGUGGAUUCAUGUUGUACAGACACAAGCAACGCGGCGCUUACGGGGCUACCCCCACAACCUAUCGUUAAUAAAAAAAAAAUAUAAAAAAAAGUUAUCUAAUUUGUAUGAUUAAUAAUUGAAUUAAAUUCAAAUGAACGUGUUAUCCGACUUAAAAAUAAAAUUUUAAUUUAAUAUAUUGUAAGCAUAAGCAGUAGGAGAGGCGAAAUUGCAAUGUUGAAAACUAUUAUUAUAAAUUCGAGGUACGGUUUACAUAAAUGAAGUGCAAAGAAAUCUUUUGAAUCUAUAAAUACAAGUUCGAAGUAUUAAAGUCACAUAUUGGGCUUCUUUUAGUAAAUCGACUACCAUACUAUACAUAUAUCCCGCAUUU